Molecule: messenger RNA, 2510 nt
Organism: Toxoplasma gondii ME49
Lineage: Eukaryota; Apicomplexa; Conoidasida; Eucoccidiorida; Sarcocystidae
Product: ER-retrevial receptor Ter1p, putative
Exons: 6
Coding region: 831-1481 (216 amino acids)
Biological process (GO): protein retention in ER lumen; endoplasmic reticulum to Golgi vesicle-mediated transport
Cellular component (GO): endoplasmic reticulum; membrane; cis-Golgi network
Molecular function (GO): ER lumen protein retrieval receptor activity
Source: RefSeq, a predicted model, not a curated record
AGGAAUUCUAUUUGGACGGAUGGCUCGAUUGCACGAUACAAAGUUUCGCAGCCACCCAACACCGUCACUUCCCCAUUUCUUGUCAUGUAUCCGUACUGGUGUGUCUUCCCCCCUAAGACCUGAGAAGAGGACGAGCUUGCUCUCCAUGGGACAGCGUGGCCCUUACUUGGUCACCGUUCUUUGCUCGGGAAACAGAACCCGGCAGGGGGGAAAUUUGAAAGAAUAUCUUUUUCUGAGCCAUUGCAAGAUUUGCUGAACAAGAAGCUACAAGAGGCCUGAUGGUUUGUCUGAGAAAGAAUAGGUCGUCGUCGUCACUCAACUGAAACGGCGACCUCUCGAAGCUCGGGGGAUUUCUUUCACGAAACGUAUCCUGUUUGUCACCCCACAACAGGUUUUCAGUCUUUACUUUGCUUUCGAAGGAGUCUGAGGGGUUGUUCACUGCGCACCUACCGACUCUUCUCGUGCCUGAGAGACAGCCGGACGGUGUCUACGCGCAUGGGCUCUGGGUGCCGUUCACGUCCGAGCGAGUUAUAGAUGCUUGAAAAAGCGAUUCUUCUCUGAAGGAACGCUGGCGCUCGUCUACCGCGGAGUGGCAACUCCUCCAAGGUCUUUGUCGAAGUCAUUCGGUGGAACAAGACUCAUGGACACAGGCAGCUUUGAAAGAGUCGCCGGAUCCCUGUAUACUUCCUUGUGCUUGAGUUCGGAGCUGACGCUGAAGUAGCAGGGGCUUCCACACGGACACUGUCAAGAAGGGGAGGUGCCCGGGGCUUACGGCAGUACUCCUUGUCUCGAACAGAUCUGGUUUCCCGUGUACUUCAACAUUCAACAAGAUGGAAGUCUGGCUGUUUAUUUUGGGAUAUCUCAUCCACUUUGUGGCGAGCUGCGUGCUUGUGUGCAAGAUUCACCAACAACGCACCGUCUACGGAUUGUCAAUAGACACCCAGAUUUGCUUCCUGGCUGCGACAUUGUCGCGAUGUGUCUGGUACUUGGACACCCGUCUAGUGGAGACCUGGCUGGCCUAUUUGGAGCUCUUGUGUAGCACGCUUAUUUCAGGCGUGCUCACUUACUAUUUAUGGUGUUACCGUCACACGAACACCAAGAAUGUCUGGGCCCCAUGCCAAGCAGCCGUCAUCAUUCCUGCUACCAUGCUGACGGCGUUCUUCAUCCAUCCGGGUCGGCAUUGGUGGACGGUCCAGAUUCUUGUUGCCUUCUCGAUAUAUACCGAAGCUGUAGGCCUGCUUCCGCAGCUGUGGUAUAUGCGACGAAUGCUGGAGAUCGAGCCUUUGACAUCUCACUACGUUGGUCUGCUUGUGCUGUCUCGUGUCGUGAGACUUUUCUUUUGGGUCACCCUUUAUUUCCAGGGCGAGCACUUUCUGGGUCUGUUUCUCGCGGAUCUUCUUCAUAGCGUUCUGGCUGCCGACUACUUCGUUAUGUGGUGCCGGAAGCUACGGCACGGUGGAGCACUCAUCUACAAGAUAUAGCAAGAUCUUCGGUGGUCACGAUUCUGGACGGAUGGUAAAAAUUCCACCGGUGCCAGCAACAGAGAGAAAAUGAGCGAUUUUGAGUCGCAUUGUUCCAAUACGUAACCUGAAAGUCGUUUCUUUCCACAAACAGACUGGACCAGCCUUAUGAAUAUUCUAGGUGUAUGCGCGGUAUGUCUAUGUUCGUGUUGUCAGACUUUGUGUCACUUGUAGGCAGGCUUGUGGAGGAACCAAGUUUUCGUUCCGAAGCCGUUUAUUUGCCUUCAAUUCUGGUUUUCAUACAUGGGAUUGCUCCGGAUAUAAAGAACCUUCUGAAGAAGGGAAUCCGUGAAGUGUGGAGCAGCGUCGGAGUGUGACUAGAAUGAAAAGAUAUCAACGCGUAUUCGUCACGCGCUGUGACUCCCUAAUCAGGCUGUGUUCGACGGGUACAGUGAUGCCCCUGUUGAAAGACAGCGUGGGAUCGUUCGGGGUUUAGAUCACUAGCCUAUUUUGGUCUAAAGCAAUCGUCAACAGUUUACGCCCGUUAAGCUCAAAACCUGUGAAGUGCAUGCACCGGUUACCAAAGCUGCAGCAGACUGUACAGGUGCAUGGGGAUAAAGAUUACCAGAAACCCGAAAGUCAGCUGCUGAUACCAUCUGAUUCUUGGAGGAAACUCAGCAGCGGGAUGGUUUGUGAGAGAUCGAAGGGCAGCUCCCACCUGUGAUUGCAUAGUGUAAGGGAGAGCUAUUUCACGGACUGGAGAUGUCACAAAUUUCGAAUCCCAACAGGAAUUCAGGUACUAAAUGUGCUGAUGUAGAUGGGCGAAGUGCAGCUGAGUCUGAUGGAAUACCGCACUUCUCAGUGAAAAUGUUUAUCUUCCGGAAUGCUGCCGGAAGGCCGCCACCGAAGAGGCUAUUUUGCAGGUGAACGACUGAUGACCAGUUCAAAACCGGGAGGUAUACGAAGGAUAUUUUGUUUUCGUGUUCUCUGGUGAUUCAUUUUUUGUUUCGCGCGGGUGAGAGCCUGGCGUUACGUCUGUGGCCUCGGGUC